AUGAUUGCCCUUCUAGUCCGACUCUACCACUUCUGGUUGUUUUUGAUCCUAGAUAUUAUUGAUACUCUCUUGGAAAGUCAAAGUUUAAACGAAGUUUAUGAAUAUUGUUGUUGGUUUAAUAGUUGUAUAAUGAAUACUUGGCUGUUUAAAUGUGCUUUAUUACGUAGUUUUUGGUUAGGAAUAGCUCGACCAUUCACCUGGGCACUGGUUUGGCUAACUAAACGACUAGCUAAACCCGGAUUGAACAUUGGCUUGGUUUUAGAUGGAAACAGACGGUUUGCCCGAUUUAACAACCUCCCAUCAGCCACUGGUCAUUAUCUAGGCAGCCAGCAAGUCUAUCCCGUGGUCCAGCACUUGCAAGAGCUUAAGUGCAGCUCUGUGGCUCUUUAUGUCUGGUCCAAGAAGAACUUCAAUCGCACACCAGCCGAAGUUACAGCUGUCAUGGACAUCUGCCAUGCCAUGUUCCAAAAACUCACUGCCAAACAGAACGAUCCACUUGAAAGUUUAGCCCCGCAUUUGCAAAUAGUAGGUGAUCCUCGUCCUCUUCGUACAGACAUUAAAGAUAUUGUCCAGAAGAUCAACCAGCCAUCCGCCCAGCCAAAGUUCCUUUUCUUCCUCUUCUCCUACUCAGCCUUGGAAGAGUACGUGAACACUAAGUCUGAUGGCGUACCGCGCUCUAUUGAUAUUAUUAUUCGCACAAGUGGUGAACGCCGACUUAGUGAUUUCCUCUUAUGUUCGGCCGCCUCAACAGCCACUAUCUGUUUUGUGGCAACUAAAUGGCCGGUUUUUAGCAAAGUUCAUCUCCUACUUAUCUUACUUAAGCACCGACUAGAAGCCCACCUUCAAACUUCAUCCCAGGCCCACCCGACCUAUCCACUAACUGUUUCAGUUCGAAACAAAUGA
This is a messenger RNA of Nematocida homosporus, 903 nucleotides long. RefSeq names its product ditrans,polycis-polyprenyl diphosphate synthase. The transcript has a single exon. NCBI's taxonomy places the organism in Eukaryota, Fungi, Microsporidia. Bases 1 to 903 code for a protein of 300 amino acids. Gene Ontology annotation, cellular component: endoplasmic reticulum. The record is from RefSeq and is a predicted model, not a curated record. Gene Ontology annotation, biological process: polyprenol biosynthetic process.